Ilex paraguariensis (yerba mate) is the source of this 1110-nucleotide messenger RNA. NCBI's taxonomy places the organism in Eukaryota, Viridiplantae, Streptophyta, Magnoliopsida, Aquifoliales, Aquifoliaceae. The record is from the annotation of a GenBank genome assembly.
AUGGAUAAUCAGGCAACAUGUACAGCAUUGAGCAUGUCAAGACUCCGAUGUUUGCUUCAGGGCCUCGAUUUAAAGACCUUCAUAUUUUUGUUUGUAAUCGUGCCAACUGGCAUUGUUGGUAUAUAUUUUCAUGGUCAGAAGAUUACAUACUUCCUACGGCCUCUGUGGCAAUCUCCUCCAAAGCCUUUCAUUGAGAUACCCCACUAUUAUCAUGAGAAUGUGUCGAUGGAGACUCUUUGCAAACUUCAUGGUUGGGGAAUUCGUGAUUAUCCAAGGCGGGUUUUUGAUGCAGUUCUAUUUAGCAAUGAAGUUGACAUGCUUACAAUCCGAUGGAAAGAAUUGUAUCCUUAUAUCUCACAGUUUGUUCUUCUCGAAUCAAACUCAACGUUUACUGGUUUGCCCAAGCCAUACUAUUUUGCUAUUAAUAGGGAUCAAUUCAAAUUUGUUGAGCCUCGGCUGACUUACGGGACAAUUGGGGGAAGAUUUAGGAAAGGUGAAAACCCAUUUGUGGAAGAGGCAUAUCAGAGAGUGGCCCUGGACCAGCUUCUCAGAAUAGCAGGUAUAGAGGAUGAUGAUAUGUUGAUAAUGUCUGAUGUUGAUGAGAUCCCCAGCAGCCACACAAUCAAUCUCUUGAGGUGGUGUGAUAAUGUCCCUCAUAUCCUUCACCUUCAUCUAAGGAACUACUUGUAUUCUUUUGAGUUCCAUUUGGAUCAUAAAAGCUGGAGAGCUUCCGUCCACAGGUACCAGAAGGGUAAGACUAGGUAUGCACACUAUCGUCAGACUGACUUCCGCUUGGCAGAUGCUGGUUGGCAUUGUAGCUUUUGCUUCCGCCAUAUUAAAGAAUUCAUAUUCAAGAUGAAAGCUUACAGCCAUAAUGAUCGUGUGAGGUUCUCUCAUUACCUAAACCCCAAAAGGAUUCAAGAGGUGAUUUGCAAUGGAGCUGACCUGUAUGAUAUGUUUCCCGAGGAGUACACAUUUAAAGAUAUCAUUGGGAAGCUGGGACCUAUUCCUCAUUCUUAUUCAGCGGUUCAUCUUCCUGCCUAUUUGUUGAACAAUGCUGACAAGUACAACUAUCUUUUGCCUGGGAGUUGCAGAAGAGAAGAUGGCUGA